UUUUUAUUUUUAGUGGUCAGAAGAGAAGAAGUCAACAUUGGAUUUAAUAUUGAAUAGUGUUUGUUAAUUAUGUUGUAGCGUUUUUGUGAUAAAAGACGAUUCUUCUUGAGUAAGCAAUUGACAUCGUAAUAUAAAAUGAAAAUACCCAUUCUUUUAACAUUCCGGUCACUCUUUUCUAACGUCGGACAUGAGUCGAUUUAAAAGCUUUAGCGUUCCGGAAGAGGCAUUUGAAAAUUUUCAAGCCGCAUCUAUUCAUAAACAAAUGGAUUUGAAUACGCAUAAUAUGUCUAUAACGAUACCGGCUUGUGCAAGCAACGUAGAGAUAUCAUCUACAAUAGAAGAUGAAAUCCAAAGUGUAAACAGUACACCAAUAUGUCAAAACACGACACCUAUGGAACCAUCAAAAAGAUGUUUAGAACAUGAAUCCCGUAAUAUGUUAGAGAAUAUAACUAUCGACAGUACAAUGAAAGAUCAACAAGUGAGCACUACACAAGAAUCUUCUGAAACUGUUUAUGAAGAAGAAGGCUUACAGGAGAAUCUGCAGAAUCAAGUACUUCUUGAAACAAACCUUAGACCCCGACGGUCAAGAAGACGACCACCGAAACGUAAGGUCGGAAGACCAAAACAACAAACAUUACUAAAUAAAAAUCAAGAAAACAACACAUUGCCAAGUGACAAAGAUGAGACUACCGAGGAAAUUCUAGUCACUGAGAACUAUGCAAUGACAGAAAAUCAAGUUGUUGAUAGUACAACAUCCCAAAUACCCAAUGAAACUAAUAUUAAACACAACAAUGAACAACAACAAAAACCAACAGAAAUCAAAAUUAAUAGAGAGGUGGAUGAUGUCUACAGAAAACCUGAAAAUGUUACUAAUUCUAAUAGCGAAGAAGCAAAGAGUGACAUUAGGCAUAGCAAUGAUAGUUUAAAUAAAAUUGAUAACAAUGUGGACACUCUUGAAGUAAACAAAGACAAUAUUGCCCCUGAUUGUGUGGAAGCCAAAGAUGAUAGUAAAAGUGAUGAUGAUCCUGAUGAAAUAUCUUUGAGUAAACUGAAGAAAACAUUAUCAGAACUUGAUAAUGAUACUGCUUUAGAGAAAUCAGAAGACACUGAUUUACAGAACUUAAUUGAAAUUAAAGUAAUUAAAACAAACAAAAAUACUAAAAAAAGGUCAUCCAAAAUGCCAAUUAUGUCAGAUUUUGUAUAUAAUAUUAACAGUACUGACAGCGAAAAAACUGUAGCAAUGCAAACAGACGAACCAACAUUAAUAGAUACUACUUCAGUUGAAAGCUCUAGUGGUAGACCACAGCGUAAAAGAGGAAAAGUUAAUUUACAUUAUGAUGAGGACUCCGAUGAAGAUCCUUUUGCUAAUGUAGAAUCUGAUGAUGACAGUGAGCCUAGAAAAUCCAAAAAAAGUAAGAAAUAUUACUCUGAUGACGAAUAUGUACCAGAUGAAAAGAGUGAAAAAAAAUUAUCAACAGAUAGUGACAUUGAAAAAGAUGAAGAAGAAUUGAAAAAACCAAAAAAAAAGCGAAGCGGUAAGAUUUUAAAGAAAAAACAAAAGAAUUCUGAAACAAUUCUUGACUCAAGUCAGACAAUUGAUUUGUCAUUGACUCAUGAUGAAUCAAAUAAGAAAGAUGAGAAUGGUAUGGAACUCUCUACUACAAAUUCACAUGUAAAAAAGAGUAACAGUAGCUCUAAUUCCUGGGGUAAUACAAAUGAAUUCGAAAAUUUUCUAGCGAAGAGGAUACAAGGUACCAAUUUAAAAAUAAAAAGAGUGACUAAUAAAGAUAACAGUGCAAUCACACAUUUGGAAAUUCCUGUUAUAAAUUCUUACACUAAAACUGCUGAUGUUUAUUCCCAAACAAACACUAUAAAGCUCUCUACUACUGCAGUACAAACCACAUCACAUUUUGAGGUCCAAAUGGACAAAAAUAUACCUCUCACAGCAAUACAAGCAGAAAAAGCAUGUGCAAUUUUAACAGAUAUGGUAAAAGCUACCUCCAAUUUAGGUGAACUGAUGACUCAAAAAUCAGAUGAUUUCAUUCAGAAAAAAAUUAACACCAGUAAUGUUACCGACACAAUCAAAAUGGACCACUAUGUAAAAAAAUCGCUUUUGCUAUUUAAACUUGCCAAAGAUAGUAUAAUGGACAUUGAAGAAAAUUUGGCAAGUAAAUAUGAAGAUUUUUUAAAAGAACAUAAAUUGUCACAGUAUACAUCAGUUCCAAAAGUAUUGACACCUACAGUGGCAUUGAAAGAUAAUGAUAGUGACUGUGAAAUUGUUGAAGAAACUUUAGAUCACAAGAAACAAAAUGUCAAAGGAAAACAUCAGUCGAAAUUUAAUCUUAAGACUGUAUUUCUGAACAAAGAAUUGUCAAUAAAAAUUGCCAAAAAACCAAAUGAGGAACAAAAUAUAAGGAAUAAAAUUAACAUAAAAGGGAAAAAUUCAGUGUGGAUUAGUGAUUCAGUGUUAGUUAAAAAAGUCAAACCAACACAGUCUUUUUUAGCCCAGGACAGCCGAAAUAAAAAACCACCCGAUACAUAUGUUACAAAUGAAAUGGUAAGUGAUUUUUUUAAGAAAUAUUAUCAUGCUAGUGCACUGUCUACUUGUGCAAAUUUGCUAACAACCGAAUGGCAGAAUGGAAAGAAUUUGAAGAUCUGGCAGAAUAGAGUUUGGUGCUAUUACUUUAGUGCUGAACCAACAAAUAUGAACAAUAAUCUUACAUAUUUUGAAAGUUCAGUAAGUGCUGUAAAUAUUAAUGAAAAUACUAAUACAAAUGUAAAUUCUGAUACUGCCACUAAAUGCAUAAAUCCAAAAAGCUUAUUCACAUUAUGCAUUCAGGCUUUACAAACAAAAAUUAUUCCAAAAAAAAAUAAUGUCCAGAGCACAAAAGAAAUCAGACAUAAAAGUGAUGCUAUUACAGAUUUGAAGGCGAUCAAGAAUGCUGAAAAAUUGAGUUAUUUGUGUCUUCAUAAAAUAAAACAUAUAAUUUAUAAUACAAAAUCUAAUGUAAUCACAGUACCGAAAACUAAUAAAAGUUUGCCGGAUAAAAAAACUUACAGUCUUAAAAUGUUGUGCUAUCAUCAGAUUGUUAAACAUUUUUCCAAUUUUAACAUUUCAAGAGAAAGUGACAACACAUGUAUAAGUGAAAAGGAGUGCUGCAAUCCUACAUUUAAAAAAAAGAAUACAUCUAAACUAUUCACUUCUGAUAGAAAAUUACAAUCUGAUGAAAACAUUAAUGCUGAUAAUAGCACUGCCUCAUUAUUGAAAUCCAGGAAUAACUCUACAGUGAAAACAGUUCCACCAUUGCAAACUUUGUGUUAUCACACUAUUAUACAAAACAGGUUUAAAUUUGCAAUUAAAGAUGAGAAAAAUGAAAAACUUCCAUGUUAUAAAGUAAACUCCUUACUUGCCCUGUGCUUAAAAGUUAUAUUGUGUUGGCAAAAAAAUAACAUAAAAUGUAAAAGAACCAAUAAAGAAAACAACAAGACAGUAUCAAAACAAGUUGAAACAUUAUUGUCACUUUCUUUAAAUAUCAUACAAAACACACAACAAACUGAUGUUGGUUGGGUAAAGGACAUAAAUAAACUCAGGCAAGAAAAGAUCUCCGUGUCAAUAAAACAUGGUCAUACCAUUGAUAACAUAGAAAACUGUAAUAACUUGAGUAUGAAACUAAGUAAUCAAAUAAACAACAAAUGUAAAUGUGUUAAAAUUGAACACUUUGCACCUAAGUCCUUAAAACAAAUUGCCCUGUCUUAUCUACAACAUAUUAUGACAUACAGUGAAUAUGUGGAUAGUGGCGAUCUUAAUUCUAAAAUCGAAAAUACAUCAUACAGCUUAACAAAUCAUGAUAAUUGUUUGGAACAAUUUGAAAAUACCUAUGAAGUAGCAAAUCAUUUGGUAGAAUCGGUUCAAUGUGCAUCCAAUUCUAUGUUGGUGAAACCAUUGUUUCAUCUUUGUUUUGAAAAAGUAAAAUUAAUUUACGAUAGUGAAAAUGUACUGAUUCAAAAUUCUGGAUGUAACAGUAUACAAAUAAAUUCUGUGAACACAGUACCCGAAGAGGUGUUUUUUAGUUUUCAUGAUGUAACAUCAAAUCUUGAAGAUUGUAAUGUAAACAGUGGUGAUGAAGAAGGAACUUACGAUGAUAACUUGUUUGAUAAUUGCAAUGAAGAGGAAACCCAAAUAGAAGAUUCUAAUUUUGAAUCCAAACAAUCAUUGAAAGAUAUUUGCUCACCUGCUCAAAAUAAUGAUUUUAAUUAUUUAGAACAUGAAGGAGAUUCACUAAGUGCUGAAAUUAGGAACACAUCAUCAAUAGCUCAAAUAAAAUUAGAACCAAUAGAAAAUGAUAUCCAGGAAAAUGUCGCUGAAAUUAAAAUAGAGCCAGACCUUGAACACACUCUGAUGCCACGAAUUCAAUGUAUACAAGCCGCAAAACUGGAAAAUUUCUUUGAGUCACCUAAUAUCACUAGUGAAGUAUUAUCAACUUUUGGUAAUGACUUUGAUUCUUUCAAAUCGUUACUAAGUCGUAAAGAAAUGGAAAAAGUCAUUGUCGAUAAAAGCAAUCCCGAACAAAAAGUCUUCAGUCAAAGCUCAUUAAGAAUUCGCAGGCAAUUUGAACCUGAUUCUGACGAUGACAACGAUAAUAAUAUGAGCUUAUUAGUACCAAACUCAUAUGAGCCCAUAGAUAACGAAAUUAUUAGAAAUAUCAUGCCAAAUGCAAAUCGUGUCCUGGAAGAAGACGGUAAAAUUGAAAAAAAGAAGAAGAAAAAUGAAAAACGUAUUGAAAAGAAAAAAAAUAAAUCAAAAACUUUAGUUUCGAAAGAUAUUGGUGUGGAAGAAUUACCAUCGGAUGAUGAAAAUGAUGUUAUUCAAGAAAAGUUGCAUGAUAAAAAAGUGCAAGAAGAGGAAGCAGCUGAAAGUUCGGAUGACUCAUUAAACAUGGUUUUGAGUUCAAGAAGAACGAAUAAAUCAAGAAGGAGUAGUGAACAAGAGCUCCAAACCAAAAGUAAACAAAAGUCAACUACUGGUGAAAUACAGUGUAAUGAUGUUGAUUCUACUCAGGAAACAAAUGAAAAUAACGAACCCAAUGAAGAAGAGAAUAUUACAGAACCAGAUUAUACCGGCUUACUGGAAUAUAAUAAAUAUGUUAAUAAUCUUUACGUAAAACUUAAAAACCAAGAGGCGCCAAAUGCGAAAAAGGAUUUAACAGACGCCAUAAGAAACGAACAAAGUCAUGACGAAACAGAAGAUUUAGAUAGACCUUUUUCACCUGCAUUCAAUACUGAUGAACCAGUAGAAUUACUGCAAUGCGAACCUAGCUUGCCAUUCUUAGAUGAUAUAGUCAAGAACAGAAAAAGUAGUAGACCUAUUAAAAACACUGAAUCAUUGAAAUCCAAUGUAGGGCACUUUAUCAGUGACCUUAAGACUUCUGACUCAAAUCAAAAUACUUUUGAUAGAAAAUACGAUGUUAAUAAUGAUAUCAAGUUAUGUCAAGAAGCUAUUGUGGCGUUAGAAAAAUUACCGGAAAAUGUCAUAGAAACUUAUUUUAAAUCUCAAGGUAUUAAAAAGAAAGAAAAGUGUGAAAAUACUUUAGAAAGGGUAGAAAAUGUUCUAUCUUUAGAUCAAAAUAAAAGUAAGAGACCAAAAAUUCCAGACAGGUCCAUUAUACUUGACGACAAGAGUAAUGAUAGUGAUAAUUCAAUGAUACCUUUUGGAGAAGAUUCAAAUAAUGAUAAUGAAUCAUUGCUAGAGCUCCCAAUUUCUGAAAGACUAAAUAAGUCUACUAAUCCUGAAGACUGUGAUGAGAUGGAACUCGAAAAGCUUGUAAAGAAAGAAGAAGAAGAAGAAAACAGAGUAAAAGAAGGAACAUCAGACGAAGAAUUAAAAUAUGCUAAGAGUUUGCGAUCUCGUAAACAUUUAAAGGAGACGAAAGAAGCUAAAACAGAAAAUUGCGAUUCAAAAUCAUAUAAUGAUGACAAUGAUGCAGCUCUGUUGACAGCUGAUAAAGUUAUGAAGAAGGAUCUUUUACUAUUACAUGCACCUGUUGAAGACAAUCAACUUACCACUAAUCCUUCUAAAUAUCCUACAAGAAAUAAAAGAAAAUCAGAUGGCAUUGCGCACAACGAUGAAAUCAACGCGGACGACUACUCUUCAUCAGAGGAAGAGAAGCAAUGGGUGACUACUAAAGAGAAACUUUUAAAGAGGCUCUUAAAGAAACAAGAUGAUACAAGUAUGGACGCGGCGAAGCGCGCUAAAGUUGUUAGCGAGUUUAUAGCCAGAUGUAAAACGAUAGAAACACGCAAACGAUAUACACGGAGUGGACGCUCGAGGAGGAAGAACUUUUUGGAGCGUCAAAAACAACUCAAUGUACUAUCGAAAGAGCUGUUUGGUGAAACAUCAAACGAGACAUAUCAACUAGGGAAAAAGAGUUCGCAGAGCUUUGGAAAGGGCCGGCGUAAUAUCAGAAGGGUUAUAGACAAGAAGUCUUUGGCAAGGAGUACCUUGUUGGCGAACAUCGAAGAAAUUGAACGUAAACGUCGUCUGCUUCAUCGACAGAACAAACUGAGAGAGAUUUUAGGGUGCGAGGAAGGUGUGAACGUUGUUGUAAUAAAUGAUGAAGUGUGCCUUGAAUAUGAUUUUGAAGAAAAUCGACCAGUUGUUUCUGUCCACCCUUUCUUCACACAAGUAAUGAAGGCACAUCAGUACGAAGGUGUGAAGUUCAUGUGGGAUGCGUGUUUCGAGAGUCUGGAGCUGGUGGGUGCGGGGCACCCGGGUGGAGGCUGCAUCCUCGCGCACUGCAUGGGCCUCGGCAAGACGCUGCAGGUGUUGGCGCUUCUGCACACGGUACUAACUCACCCCGGCGUGGGUAUGCAGAGGGUGCUGGUGGUCUGUCCGCUCUCUACAGUACUCAACUGGGUCGACGAAAUAAACAAAUGGAUGGGACCCGUCAACGACAAUAUAAAGGUGUUCGAACUAUCAAAGUUGAAAAAGACGUACGAGAGAGCAUAUCAACUAGAAGACUGGUACACUGGUGGCGGUAUUUUUAUCAUGGGGUACGAAAUGUUCAGGAAUCUUUCCACAUUGGAUGCGAUACUGGACAAUGUACGACUGACGAUUGUCAACAAAAUACGUACCGCAUUAUUAGACCCUGGCCCUGAUAUCAUAAUAUGUGAUGAAGGACAUCUUCUGAAAAACGACAGUUCAGUACUCGCGGUGGCCAUCAGUAGAAUUACUACCAAACGGAGAAUUGUACUAACUGGAACGCCGAUGCAAAAUAAUCUCAGAGAAUAUUAUUGUAUGGUAAAUUUUGUGAAGCCAAAUUUACUCGGAUUGUAUUCCGAGUACGCGAACAGAUUCGAAAAUCCCAUUAUGAACGGGCAACACCGGGAUUCUAGAGAAGAAGAUAUAAAGCUAAUGAAAGCGCGAACACACAUCUUGCAUAAAGUUCUAGAAGGUUGUCUCCAACGGCAAGAGGCUGCAGUACUUUAUCCAUAUUUGCCAAAGAAACACGAAUAUACAGUGUUUAUACCAUUAACGAAGUGUCAAACGGAUUUGUAUAAACAUUAUUUGAAACAUUACACAAAAGAAACCAAACCCAAUUUAUUAAGAGAUUAUCACAUCCUACAGAAGAUAUGGACCCAUCCGCAAGUGCUUCACAAUUUUCAAUUGAAAUCUCGUGACGCUAACAAAGUCAAAGUGGAAAAACUAGAAGACGACCUGGCGUGUGAAGAUCUGACUGCGAGUGAGGACGUGAAGCCCUCGCAGACGGAAGUCUGGUGGCUGGAGUACUUGGAGGGUGGCAACAUGUUAGAGUCCUUGGAGAGCUCCAAUAAACUAUACGCUGUGUUUCGCAUACUCGACGAGUGCAUCGCGCUUGGUGACAAGUUGUUAAUAUUCUCAACGUCAUUGUUCACGAUGGACGCGCUGGAGUACUUCUUGAAGAAGAUAAAAAACUGGAGCCUCGGGCACGAGUACUACAGACUGGACGGGUCCGUGCCCGCAGAGGUGCGACAGAACUGGUGCCGCGAGUUCAACUCACCCAACAACCUUACAACCAAUUUGUUUCUUAUAUCGACGCGCGCCGGCUGCCUAGGGUUGAACAUGACGACGGCGAACCGCGUCAUAAUCCUCGACACCUCGUGGAAUCCCGCCCACGACAUACAGAGCAUCUUCCGCGUCUACCGCUUCGGACAGAAGAAGGACUGCUAUAUAUACCGACUUGUUGCCAUGGGUACAAUGGAGCAGAAAAUAUACGAACGAUCGGUGACGAAGCAGGCGGUGGCAUGCCGAGUUGUCGACUCGCAGCAAAUCGACCGCCACUACAACAUGGACGAGCUCACUGAGCUGUACAAGUUCGACGAGACGGGUUCGAGUGUGGAGAGCGGUGUGGCGGCGGGUGUGACAGACGUGGCGCUGCUGCGUGUGGCACGUGACGCGCCGCUGCACGCCGUGUACGAGCACGACUCGCUGCUGCGCGACUCGCACGACCAGCAACUGCCCGAGCACGAGCGUGCCGCCGCCUGGAAACAGUUCGAGAUGGAGCAGGGGCACUCGCAUAUGGCAAACCUUGAAAAUAAUUUAUUAAAAACACCAACAAAAAAGAUUCAUGGACACGAUUACGCUAUGUCUCCAAGUUUGGCACUAGAUAAAACAAAUGAUGCAAAUACGAAACCAAAAGGAAAAAGAGGGAGGAAGUCUAAACAAAAACUUCUAAAAGAUAUGUCUAAUGAAGAAAAUGUCGAAGAAAAUCUUGGUAAAAGGGAAGAAAACCCAUCUUGCGAUCAAUUUAAUUUAACAACAGAGGUGCAACAAAUAAAAAAUAUUUUAGUACAACAGAACGUAGACAAUGAUUUUAGUGAUAUAAAUGAAGUUGAAAAUUUGGUAAACCAUGUGCAAAAAGUAGUCGACGCUCGCUCAAAAGGUGAAAGAUGCUAUGCCUCCCCUUUAGUGGAUAGUCUGGCAAAAGUGUUUCUUCAAAUGAAAGGUAAUGACUUGGCCACUAAAAGUGAUCAAACGCCAACCACAUCAGUUGUUGAUGAAGAGGAACAUGCCACGAGCGAAGAGAAUCACAAAGCUUCCAAGAGCAAUAAACGGAAACUUCAAAUUGAUAUUAAAACAAACAAAACAAUCCAUGAUAUAGAAGAAGGUGAUAGCGUUGAAGAAAUUAAAAAGAGAAAAGCAGCUGUCAAAGCAAAAGAAAAUAUAAAUUCAUUAAAUUUAAAAGAUACAAAAGAUACUGAAGAUUGUGAAGACGAAAAUUGGUCGCAAGAAGAAAAUACUGGCACUUUAGAUACGAGGCAAAGUAAAGGGAACCAAAAAGACUCUGAUGAUAAAUUUGACCAGGCGAUAGAUUUACGAUCGGAUGAUGAAAUAUCUGUUGAAGACGAUAGUAAUGCAGACAAAACUGAGAAGUCUCAGAAAACAGUUAUGGUAGAAAUACCCGAUGAUGACGACGCACCUUUGAGGAGUAUCAUUUUGAGCGAUGAUGAAACAGUCGUAGAAAUUGAUAAAUCAGAAGCGGCUAAGAAUACAAAAGACUGCGAUAAACUUCAAGAUAAUGAAAACGAACGGAUACCUUUGCAUGCGUCUCUAUUAGAGAAUCAAUAUUUUAUUAAUAUGGUUGCCUAUAAAUAUAUGGAGGGAAAUCCCGUAUUGGAUAAAGACGCUGCACUUCACGCGGCUCGUUAUAGUACACAAAAAGCUUUGAAAGAAAUGCAGGAAACUGGAAAGGAAUUGUACAGUGGUCCGCUCUAUGAUAUAGCUGUAAACUCAAUAGGCAUGGUUACAUUAAAGCAACUUCAGAACGUUUCUAAAAAGUCUAAACCCGAGUCAGAUUCAACGAAACAGAACAAAGAUUCAUCCAAAAUAGAACAGUCAGCUUGUCAACCUGAACACAAUGAAGGGAAGGGUGACGUCAAUAAAAGCAAAAGAGUGUAUACAAAUAAAGUCAAACAAAAAUCGGAACAAACCAAAGAAAGUGUUAGCUCAAAAAGACAAGAGAGAAAAAUCUCAACGGAUUCCGAUGAUUUAGUACUAGUAUCAGAUGAAGUAAUUUGCGAAAAACCGAAAACUAAAAAAUCGGUUAAUACCAAAACACAAGAAUCUCAGCGUGAAUCUCUCAACUCUGAUGCAAAUCAAAUCAAUAAAAUUUUGACCCAAUCGUCGACGCCUGCGCCUGCGCAAGCCACCAGCAAAGAGCUUGGCACUUCUUCAGUAUCUAAUCUUCGUAUUGAACAAGAUCUGGUAGUACCUAUUCAACUGAUCAAAAGCUCAUCGAAUUCAACAAUAACAAUGACUAGACCAACAACACCUCUAACUGAGGAAUGCAUUCUGCCAGAUGACGAUGAUGACGUGUGCUAUGUCAACGACACCCCUCCGACUGCAUCAACCAGCAAAAACACCUCAUCCUCACUACGCUCCGGAGAUACAUAUCCUCAGAAUAUAACAGCACCCAUUACACCGACAAAAUCAAAUGUACAACCAACUAUCGUUCCAGAUAAAGUUCUUUGCCUCCCUGAUGAAAAUCCUAUAUCCUCUAUGGAUUUAGACAAUGAAUUGGCGGAAGCUAUCAAGAGUAUAGAUAAUGAAAAUAAAAAUGAAAAUUCUGACACAAUAUGCUUAGACAGCGACGAUGAAGAUGACAUUGUCGGUUCUAAAGAAACACAAGCGACAACCUUAAGUACAGCUACGAGCUCAAAACCCGAUCCGCCGCCACCCAAUCCUGUGUUCAUAUCGGUGACACCCACACAUACUAUUGCCAUGUCACCCACUAUGACUAGUAAAACAGUGAACAGUCAAGCUAAAAUAUCGAAGAGUACCAUCGUUAACACAACUAUAGGAAUAAAUAAACCAUUACCUAUUCCUACUCCUUCUUUCUCUCAGUUACAGUGUUCAACUAAUAAUAUGUCCAGUCUGGUAAACACAAGUGCAAACGGUUUUUGUAUACCCGGUGAUGUGAUAAAGAUAAAUCAAUAUGGUGCAAUAUAUUUGUUAAAACCGAACCAGACGUCCGUUACGAGACUGUUGACAAAUCCAACGCCGACAACAAUACCGAGCACACCCACCAUUUCAACAUCAAACUCGAAAAUUGGUAAAAUAGCAAUUAAAGCUCUUAAAAUAAAUAAACCUCCGACUAAACCAAAAAGGAAUAGUACGAGAAAGGCCACGUCUAUGCCCCGGAAAGCUGAACAAAUCAAACCAAGUUCUCACCCACAGAUAGCACCACAACUAACAAUAAUUCCACUACAAGCGACGAAAACACAAGCAAAAUCAUCUGUGAACUCUGAAAAGGGAAAUAUUGGACUAUAUUACCCGAACAAGAAAGUUAGAGCAUCAGUUUCGAAACGAAGUAAUGAAGUUAUAACAGAUUGUCUGGAUCUGACAGAUGUUGACGAAAAUGACGUUAAAAAGACCGCAGCUAAUAAAAUUACAGCUACGAAUGUUCUACCUCACACAAGUAACACCAAGACCAGUAACACAGUGGUUGGUUCGCCCAAAGAUUUCAUGAUCGUACGCUCCGGAGACAAGACGAAACUGGAAAUAACAACAUCACGCAAACGUAAAGAACCUACGAUGCCCGCACUCGUUCCAUUUGACUUCAAGAAAAAACUAACAUCAGACGUUGCCGGUCCUUCGAAGAAGACGAAAAUAACACCUUUCAAAAAGUUAACAUUGCAUGACUUCAACAUAGACAAAAUCGAUGAAGACAUUAUAGAACUUGAAUAGGUUUAUUUUUUUUAUUUGUUAUAAUUAAAUUUAAAGAUUUUUUUAGGUAAAAAAUCUGCUUUCCAAUUUAAAUGUGCUCAUAAAACUGGAAGAAGUUGGUUGAAAAGAUUUCUCAAAUAUAACCCUGUGAUAUAAUUAUCUAUACUAGUUCUAUUUUUCAUUAUCGGUUUUCGAAUUAUUUAGGAUAAACCAAAAUUGAACGAUCGAUGUGAAGUUGUGCAUACGAAUUAAUAACAAGUGAAUGAACGGAACGAACACUAAUCGUGGGUUUCUGGGACCAAAAUAC
Papilio machaon (common yellow swallowtail) is the source of this 12008-nucleotide messenger RNA. RefSeq lists its product as uncharacterized. NCBI's taxonomy places the organism in Eukaryota, Metazoa, Arthropoda, Insecta, Lepidoptera, Papilionidae. Gene Ontology annotation, molecular function: ATP-dependent chromatin remodeler activity; ATP binding; ATP hydrolysis activity. The transcript has 22 exons. The record is from RefSeq and is a predicted model, not a curated record. Gene Ontology annotation, cellular component: nucleus. The coding region runs from base 188 to 11722 and encodes 3844 amino acids.